CAUUAGGAACCGCAUUACUUCAAAGGUAUCAGUUUGCCGCACAUGACGCCCUUGUCCUUUCGCUCUGACACACUUCAAAUCUGAAGAAGUUUUUGAGAUCUCCUUUUACCAUGGCGACCAAGCUGCAAAAUCUUCUCCCGCUCUUUCUUAUUUUGAUGGUGAUGUUGUCUGCUAACGCAGAGUAUCACUGUGGUAGGGAACAAUCUUGUUACAUGUUACCAGCUGAAUGCGCGUAUGGGACGUGUGACUAUGAAGUUGUCUGGAGCCUGAAUAAUGAUGCGACUAAGCUCAACCUGAAAAUAGCUGCUACUACGACAGGCUGGGUCGCUGUAGGCUUCUCAGACGAUCGACAAAUGGGAGAUGACCAUGUUCUUAUGUGCAUGAAGACUGGGAACGCAACUGCCAAGUUUGAGCAUCGUUACAACAGAGGAAGGACAAAUGUUGCACAGGAAACGAACGAUGGGAUAACUGUGGAAGAGAUCAACUACUCCGAAGGCAAAGUGAGCUGUCGUCUAGAACGUAACGUCAGUGUCAUGACUGGAGGGAAGGUAUUUGACGUGACUCAAACCGAUUACUACAUGUUCUUCGCAAGAGGACCACUGGUCGACGGCGUGCCUGUACAACACGACGAUAUUCCCCCAGUCACAAUGACGAAGGUGCAUUUUGCUGACAUUGAGAUUGUGGAUGCAGCAGCUCCAACUACCGGUGACGGCGACGGUAAUGGCGAUGGUGACGGUAACAGUGCCACUGUCAAACAAGCAGGUUACGUGGCUGUUAUGUUCAGUAUGCUGGUGGGAGUGAUUGCCUCCAAUAUGCAGUAGCUAUAUUAGGCUAAUGAUCACAAACAAAGUAUGAAACAAUGCUGGACGACUAUUAAAGCCAUUAUACACUUUCGGUACAGAACAAAAAAAUCACAGAUUUACAAAUAAUUUACAGGGUUUACAGAA
Molecule: messenger RNA, 947 nt
Organism: Asterias rubens (European starfish)
Lineage: Eukaryota; Metazoa; Echinodermata; Asteroidea; Forcipulatida; Asteriidae
Product: DOMON domain-containing protein FRRS1L-like
Exons: 5
Coding region: 111-821 (236 amino acids)
Biological process (GO): regulation of glutamate receptor signaling pathway
Source: RefSeq, a predicted model, not a curated record